This is a messenger RNA of Phasianus colchicus (ring-necked pheasant), 1742 nucleotides long. Its product is annotated as D-beta-hydroxybutyrate dehydrogenase, mitochondrial-like. The record is from RefSeq and is a predicted model, not a curated record. Lineage: Eukaryota; Metazoa; Chordata; Aves; Galliformes; Phasianidae. Gene Ontology annotation, cellular component: intracellular membrane-bounded organelle.
AUGUGGGCCGCGGCCCCUCUCCUGCUGCUGCUGCUGCUGCCGCUGCCGCCGCUGCUGCUGCUGGCGCGCCGGUGGCGGCGGGAGGCGGCCGCGCUAGAGCCGGCCGGCCGGGCCGUGCUCAUCACCGGCUGCGACAGCGGCUUCGGGCACCUGCUGGCGCUGCGCCUGCACCGCCUCGGCUUCACCGUGUUCGCCGGUUGCCUCCGCCCCGGCGGCGAGGGGGCGCGGCGGCUGCAGCGGGAGGCGGCGGCGGACGCCGGGCGGAUGCGCGUCCUGCGGCUCGAUGUCACCCGCGGGCGCGACGUGCUGGCGGCCAAGGAGCUGGUGCUCAGCCACCUGCCCGAGCGAGGUUUUUGGGGGCUUGUGAACAAUGCAGGAAUUUCAACAUUUGGUGAGACGGGGUGGCUGUCAAUGGAGAAAUAUGAAAAGUUUGCGGAUGUGAAUCUUCUUGGGAGCAUCAGGACAACCCUGGCAUUUCUUCCUCUGCUAAGAAAAUACAAGGGACGCAUUGUUUUCAUGUCCAGCAUCAUUGCCUAUUUUACUCUGGGAAAUGGCAUUUAUUCUAUGACCAAGGCAGCUAUUGAAAAAUUCUGUGAUGCUCUAAGACUGGAAAUGAAGAAGUUUGGUGUCCAGGUCUGUAUUAUUCAGCCAGGAAAUUAUGCACGAUCUACAAAAAUUCAGCCACCAGUCAGUGCUGAAGAGAUCUGGAAUGAACUCAGUGAAGAGGAAAAGGCAGUUUACAAUAAGGAGUACGUUCAGGAACGGGCAGACUUUUUCAACAACAUUCUCAGCAAAGGAAGCACAAAUGGCAAUGAGGUUGUAGAUGCUAUGGUAGAUGCUCUCAUGUCUCCUGCACCCAAGGCACGUUACAUGGUAGCAAAGCUUAAGGAAAAAGCACUGGUGUUUGUAUGUGCUUUAUUCCCAACUGUUGUGAUGGAUUCUGUUUUGUCUUAUGCACUCAGUAAAGUAAAACUUGCAUAGCUGACUUUGAUUCUGUUCAGUGACUCGGCAAUUUGUUAAACUGUCAAAGCAAGGACUCCAUAUAGUGUCCCCAGAAACUGUAUGAUGACAUCAGUUAGCUGACAGAAACUUUGGAGGGUCUCCCUACUCAGAACAGUCACUUGUUCACAGAGAAAUACAUCAUAAAUUUGUCCAGCAACUGUAUUUCUCUCAUGGAAAAAGACAGGGCCACUCAUGCUGCUCUAGGUAUUGCCUAGAAAAUGUAAUGCGGCUUCUCCUAAUGCAGUACCAAAUUACAGCAUUAGAGACGUGACAGAGACGAAAUGGAGCAUAUCCUAAAGGGCAACUGCGUAUCUGAAAUCAUUAUGACAGAGGUGAAAAUACCUUAUUUGUAGGAGCCUGAAUAGUAAUUUAUUAGAGGUAGUGGGAAGAGGUUAAUGGAAAAGUUAGGCAUGACUAACAGACUUUGAAAUACUUUGAAUGGAGAUAAGUGGCUUCAGAAAGUUAGGAAGAGCUACGUGAGUAAUAAAGUUGUGUUCGUACCAAUGGAAACAGUAGCUUGGGUAACUACAGCUCAGUACUUUUUCUGGUGUUAUGGAUAAAUGUGUAACAAAGCAUAUGUGUAUGGGCAAUGAAAAAUAAGUAGUACAUUUCAUUUACAACUGAAUAUUAAAUUCUAAUAAACUCUAUUUAUUUAAUGUCUGGAUUAAUCAGUGCAUUAACCCAAAAUGUAGUCAGAGAGCUGAGACCAAGGCAGUAGGUAUCAGCAUGCAGUAGCAACU